Molecule: messenger RNA, 315 nt
Organism: Laccaria bicolor S238N-H82
Lineage: Eukaryota; Fungi; Basidiomycota; Agaricomycetes; Agaricales; Hydnangiaceae
Exons: 3
Source: RefSeq, a predicted model, not a curated record
AUCAGCCACAUUGGUUUGAAUACCCCUGAUAUUGACUCUCUAUCCGCAUUCUAUCUGGCGGCUCUCUCUCUGUUGGGUUACAAGGAGAAGAUGUCAUUCAUGGAUGGCAAAUUGAAGAAGGAAACCGGGCCGUUGCACCUUGCGUUCACGGCACGAACGCACAACCAAGUCAGGGCCUUUCACAGUGCAGCCUUGAAGGCGGGUGGUACCUGCAACGGACCCCCAGGAUUGCGCGCUCAGUACUUCAUGACUUACUACGCCGCGUUCGUCGUCGAUCCAGAAGGACGAAACAUCGAAGCGGUUUGUAUGAAACCU